Messenger RNA from Chlamydomonas reinhardtii, 3069 nucleotides. RefSeq lists its product as uncharacterized. Gene Ontology annotation, biological process: centriole replication. Gene Ontology annotation, cellular component: centriole. The transcript is spliced from 10 exons. NCBI's taxonomy places the organism in Eukaryota, Viridiplantae, Chlorophyta, Chlorophyceae, Chlamydomonadales, Chlamydomonadaceae. The record is from RefSeq and is a predicted model, not a curated record. The coding region runs from base 163 to 2349 and encodes 728 amino acids.
GUAAAAGACUUGCCAAACUCCUGUGCAGCGCUGAUUGCAUAUUAUCGGACGAGGCAGCCCAUGACAGCCCAUCCUGCAACUAAGGAAGGGAACUAGUUGUACACAGGGUUAGUUCUUAAAAUAACUGACGUGUGCCACCGCCCCUUCCACUGAAAACUCGAAAUGCCGCUUCUUCUCGACGACGGUGACCCGAAAGCCCAGACGGGCUUUGACCUUUCCACUGCAACGACACUCUUUUGGAGACCAGUGCCAGUGCACGUGAAGCAGCAGGACCGCGAGGACGUCCUGGAGGAGCUGACUUUCCGCAUUUUGACCGGCGUGGCAAAGCAAAACCACAACCUUCGGAUACUACGCAUCCACAUUUCCAGCGACAGUGACCUGUUCUUCUUGCAUACCCUGGAAGUCAGUGAGGAGGACUUCCAGAGCCUUAAAAAUGACCAGGGCAUCCUCGUGGACUUUGCCAGCUUCCCCGGCAAAAUUAUCAGCCUGCUGGAGAAGUGCAUUCUGGCGCAGCCCGGGGAUUCGCCUAGGUUCCAGGCCGUGCUGACGAUACGAGGCGGUGAGUCCGUGUUCAAGAUUGUGGAGAUCAAUGACUUCAAGCAGCUGCCGCACAUUACGCUCGCCUUCCGGCCCGGCAACGACUCAGUGGUGAAGCAGUUCCUGGCCUUCCGGCUUUCUGAAGUCAAGGGCACCUGCCACGAUCUGUCGGACGACCUGUCGCGCACGCGGGAUGACCGGGACAGCAUGGUGGCGCAGCUGGCGCAGUGCCGGCAGCAGCUGGCGCAGCUGCGUGAGCAGUACGACAAGCACCUGCUGGAGGUCCAGGCCCAGGCGAAGACGCAGCAGGCCUCAGCGCACGAGGAGCGGAUACGGGAGAAAUCGCAGCUGAAGGACCAGUUCGAGAAGGAGCGCGGUGAGAUGGAGGGGCGGUAUCGGGACCAGAUCGCUGCGCUAAACACGCGGCUUGGUGAGCUGGACACGGAGAACCGGAAGCUGCGUGAGGUCAAGUACGAGCUGGACACCAAGGUGUCGGAGCUCAGUCACAAGCUGGGUAGCUCGGAGGGCAGCAACCGCUCGCUGGAGGAGGAGACGGCGCGGCUACGGUCAUUGAACCAGCAGCUGUCGUCCUCCAAGCACGAGCUAGAGAUCCAGCUGAACGAGGCCAAGGCCAAGGUGUUGGCGCUGGAUGAGAAGGCCCAGUCGCAGGGCGACGUGAUUGAGCAGCAGCGUGGACGCUUGCGUGACAUGGAGGCAGCCCUGCGGCAGACGGAGCAGCGGUGCGCAGAUCUGCGCGAUACGUUGGCUUCUGCUGAGGGCCGCGCCAAGGAGGCACAGGCAGAGGUGCUCAAGGGCAACCAGGCCAUCGAGAAGCUCACGAACGACCUGCGGCUAGCGAAGGAGAAGACGAAGCGGAAGGCAGCCAUCAUCUUGCGCCAAGAGGAGGAGCUACAGGAGCGGGAGCAGUCUCUGGCCAAUGCGACGCGCGACGUGGGUGUGCUGGGUCAGCAGGCGGAGUCGCUGCGCAAGGACGUCGCGUCGCUGCAUAGCGAGAACGACUCGUUACGCAGCAAGCUGGAGGACAGCAAACAACAGCUGCAGAGCAAUGAGCAGAUGAUUCGGUGGCUCAACCAGCAGGUCACGGAGGCGCAGCUGCACGCGUCAGGCGCGACCGUGGCGGGCUCACGGUACGCGUUCCGGCCAUCCGCCGCACUGCCGGGCAGCAUGCCGCCGCCGUCAGUCGCCGCCACGCCGGCCGUUGGCCUGCUGGCGGCGCCGGGGCCGUCCACGGCCUACAAGCCCGGGGGCACCACCAGUCGAUAUGCCAGCACGUUAGGCGUCACGGGCCUCUCGUCGGGCCUCAGUGGUGCCGGUGCCACAUCUGUUGGAGCAGCAGUGGCUGGCGGGAGCUACGGAGCUGGCGGUGACAGUAGCUACCGGCCGGGCGUCGGUGGCGCUUAUGCAUCCAGCGGCGGCGCUGGCGGCUUCGGCGGAAGCGUUGGCGGCGGUGGCCAGGUUGGCGGCAGUGGCUCAGCUAUAGGCGCGGCGACUGGUGCUGGCAGCGCUUUGGGCACAUACCGCAGCAGUUACGCAGCUAGCACGCACCCUUCACCAGGCGGCGUCACUGCGGGCAUGGGCUCCACGCUCACAACGCCUGCGGUGAACCGGUAUGCUGCAGGGUCAUAUAGCAGCGUGUCCUCGUCGCUCUCGUUCGGUGGUGGGCUGGGCGCAGCAAGAGCUGUGGACGCCACGCCCGCUGCGAGCAAGUACGGAGUGGGAUUCAGCAACGCGGCCAUGGGCGUUGUGGGGACAGUUGGUGGGGCUGGCGGGACAGACGCACAACGAGCAUGAGUACGCGCUUGAUGCCGAGUUGCAAUCAAGCGGCGAGGCGGUAGGAGAAGGAAAGGGUUCGCAAUUAUGGAUGUUAUGUGACCAUUAGUUGGUAUGUGGCGCAAUAAGUUGUGUGCAACGCGACACGGGACUUCACUAACAAGGACGGUGGAUUUGUGCCCUGCUGGGACAUGGUCUCAUGAGUAGUAGAUGCCACCAGCAGGUCGAGCCAAUCAUGUAACUCGUGCAAACCCUGCCUUCAACCUAAGAGAAUGCACGGGAUCGGCUUCGCCAGUGAAGUGGAGGCCACUUGCUGCAUGGAGCGUAAAAAAAGCUUGUGAAGUACGGCGGAGGAAGCAGAAGCUAACCCUGUUCUGGGGGUGGGGAAAGGUGUGAGUGGUUGGCCGAACUUCACGGCAACUGUGUGCCAACUGCCAAGUGUAGGAUUUUGCGGCGGCGUGUUUCAGUGAAGACUGCUUGCAACUCUAUGGACCAGCCGCAAUUGGGCCAUGAGGUGCGCUGGCCGCCUUGGUCUUGUGGGGGCCGCACAUGGUGCGUGCCCGUGUCAGUAGCAGGUUCGCUCACAGUCACCUGAGUUGUACCCAAGUACUCAACAGUUGAUGUCCAUGAGUUUGAGCUCGGGCACCAACGAGCUCGUGCUUUGGGGCAGUCUCAGAAUGGAUGCGGUCCAAUGCGACUGUGAAGUUCCAGCAGACCGAUUGGACGUUGCAAAUAAAUACA